This is a messenger RNA of Betta splendens (Siamese fighting fish), 2222 nucleotides long. Its product is annotated as protein lifeguard 3-like. Gene Ontology annotation, biological process: negative regulation of apoptotic signaling pathway. The record is from RefSeq and is a predicted model, not a curated record. Gene Ontology annotation, cellular component: membrane; endoplasmic reticulum; Golgi apparatus. NCBI's taxonomy places the organism in Eukaryota, Metazoa, Chordata, Actinopteri, Anabantiformes, Osphronemidae. The coding region runs from base 616 to 1548 and encodes 310 amino acids. The transcript has 12 exons.
AGCCCAUACGUCAACCCGGAAGCGAGAAAAAUAGAGAGUUGAGCGAUGAUUAUUAAUAAAACAAUACAAUUACAACAAUCACUAUUGUUGUCAUCGUGUACCGUUUUAAGCUGUUUUCAUCACUCAUAUAAUGGCAUACUUUUGUCACUACAAAACAGCAUUAAGUUAUUACCAUCAGCCAGUUAUAAACUUUAACUUUUCUGCUAUAUAUGUGGAUAUAUUUGGAACAGAAAGCAAAUAAUAAUUGUAAAAGUUAAUUUACAUCAUAAUUAGAGCUAUGAAUUGAUUGCCUCAGCCAUUGUUGGUUACUUAAUAAUUACUAAAAUAAUAAUAAGAUAAUAGAUAGAUCUGUGGAUGGGUGUGUGGAUGGAUAUAAUGAAUGGUAUUUGAAACGUGUUCCCUAAUCUUAUAACUAGUAUUUUUAUUGCGUGGAACAUGAGCCUGAUCCUUCAUGCUGUCUGAGACCCAUCAGUAUCGGUAUGAGUUUCAGUAAACAGAUCCUAUUACUACGAUGACAUCCCUCUGUGGUGAAAGUCUGCAAACCUUCGAGGAAGAAAAAGGACGCAGGGCACUGGGCUCUCUUCUACAGCCUCCAGGUGGUCUGGCUAAAAAACCAUGACAUCUAAGGUCGACAGUCCACCUCCUCCCUAUGAGAUUGCCCUGCACCAUCCCAAAGAUGCCAGCACUCUGCCACCACCUCCGUCGUACAGCCCAGGCCCCGGCCACUGGGGCCAGGACGGCGUCUACCCGCAGGCCGGAAUGUGGUCCGCCUCUGGGUUGCCUCCGUCCGGGAUGCCCAUCAUAAUACCGACUCUGUGUGCUGGAGUGCCUGCAACCAGCCAAGGAGACAUGGAGGAUUUUUUGAACACCCAGUGGGAAAGCACAUCGGUUCGACAUGGCUUCAUCCGAAAGGUUUACUUAAUUUUAACAGCACAGCUUGCGGUCACCUUUUCAAUUGUUGCUGUCUUUACAUUUGUUGACCCGGUCAGAGAGUUUGUUAUUCAGUACCCCGGCAUCUACUGGGCAUCUUUCGUGGUUUAUUUUUUGGUUUACUGCAUUCUCAUCUGCUGUAAAGAACCAAGGAGGCGCUUCCCAUGGAACUGUGUGCUGCUGGCAAUAUUUACUCUUGCCUUAUCCUACAUGGCUGGAACGGUUUCAAGCUAUUAUGAGACUAAAGCAGUGCUUCUCGCUAUGGGAAUAACAGCAGUAGUUUGUAUAGCUGUCACAAUCUUCUGCUUCCAAACCAAGGUGGACUUCACCUCCUGUGGGGGGUUUCUCUGCAUUGCCGCUGUUUUGCUCAUGAUCACCGGGAUCGUCACAGCCAUCGUCCUCUCCUACCAAUAUGUCCCUUGGCUGCAUAUGCUUUACGCCGUAAUUGGAGCCAUUGUUUACACCCUGUUUUUAGUGUACAACACUCAGCUACUCAUUGGAAACCGGGAGUUGGCCAUCAGCCCAGAGGAGUACAUCUAUGGAGCGCUCUCUCUAUACAUCGACAUUGUUCACAUCUUCCUCUUUAUCCUUCAAGUCAGUGGAGCUGCUACCGAAUGAGCCCAUAGUUAGAGAUCAUGGUGUCAUAGAGUUUUGACAGUUUAUCAACAAUAUAAUUAUGUAAAUCCAUCACUACCAUAUGUUAAUGUGGAUUUAUGUUGUGUCAAUAACAAGUAUCAUUCUUUAUUUUAGUGUGAAUGAAGUUUUUCCAUUCUGUACAGUUGUCCUUUAGGAUUUGACCUUUUGUUGUUCAAGGUGAUGAUUAACUGCUUGUUGACACAAAAAAAGACUUCAAAUCUGUGAAAUAUAACUUAGAUAUAAUCAUUAAUCAACAAUAGCACAGUAAUACUUAUUGAAAAAAAAACACCACAAAAAAUGAAGACAACAUCAAUGUGGGUUUGAAAAGUUAUUUUUUUAUGGUGUGUUUAGUUACAAAACACCUGUAUUUACAGGCAAACAGCUGGAGACUACAAUCAUUAGUUCCAGGUCAGUGCUGGUAGUGAGAGGGACUCAGAUCUGCAUUAAUGUAGAGUUAAAACAUCACCACAGAGAAGAGCUUAGGGCACAGAAUGAACAACACUGACUAGAUUAUUUUAAGUUGGAUUAGGUGUGUGCAGAUUUUCAGCAAUUUAUUUAAACCACUAGCCAUCUCCUCUACAGUAUCUUAUUGUUUCCAUUAACUGUUGGUGUUCAACAACUAUGUGCACCAUCCAAUAAAGUAUAUCCUACUGUUA